Messenger RNA from Gopherus flavomarginatus (Mexican gopher tortoise), 848 nucleotides. RefSeq names its product ras homolog family member D (gene RHOD). Lineage: Eukaryota; Metazoa; Chordata; Testudines; Testudinidae. Gene Ontology annotation, biological process: small GTPase-mediated signal transduction; cell migration. The record is from RefSeq and is a predicted model, not a curated record. The transcript is spliced from 5 exons. Gene Ontology annotation, molecular function: GTPase activity; GTP binding.
AUGCAGCGAGGAGACAGGGCACAGAGCCAGACAGCAGGGGAAACGGAGACAGGGCCCACCGAGAUCAAAGCUGUGAUCGUGGGGGACGGAGGCUGUGGAAAGACCUCCCUGCUCAUGGUCUUCGCCAAGGGUGAUUUCCCCAGGGUCUAUGUCCCCACUGUGUUUGAGAAGUACUCUGCCUCCUUCCAGAUUGAUUUGCACCGGCUUGCCACCAAUCGGUGGGACACAGCAGGGCAGGAAGAUUACGACAGGCUCCGUCCCCUCUCCUACACAGGAGCCCAUGUGAUUCUCGUGUGCUUCGAUGUCACCAGCCCCAACAGCUUUGACAACAUUCUCACAAAGUGGUACCCGGAGGUGAAUCACUUCUGCAAGGGUAUCCCCAUUGUGCUGGUGGGCUGCAAGACUGACCUGAGGAAGGACAAGGUCCUUCUGAGGUGGCUCCAUGAGGACCAGCUGUAGCCCAUCACCUACCACAAGGCGGAGGCCAUGGCCCGGGAGGUGCAUGCUGUCACCUACUUCGAGUGCUCGGCCAAGUACCAGGAGAACAUCACCAACAUCUUCACAAAGGCCUCCAGUGCCAUGCAGAAGAGCCAGCACAAAUGGAAACUCAAGAGGAGCUGCCUGCUCUCCUAGCCAGCUCCACACUCCUCCUGGGGACGCCCCAAUGCCCUGCACCCAUCCCAGGGCCAGCACUGCCCUCCAGCAUCUCCAUGGGCAUCGGCUCCCACACAGCCAGGACCGAUGGCAGAUCUCGCCCUCCUUGCAACAGGCAUCACCAGGAGGUGAAUGAUGCCACAGGAAGGGCGAGUGCCUCCCCCAUAGUCUGACAUGGCUCCUUCUCCACUCUG